Cyphellophora europaea CBS 101466 is the source of this 738-nucleotide messenger RNA. RefSeq lists its product as uncharacterized. Gene Ontology annotation, molecular function: DNA binding; RNA binding. Gene Ontology annotation, biological process: maturation of 5.8S rRNA; regulation of gene expression. The record is from RefSeq and is a predicted model, not a curated record. Gene Ontology annotation, cellular component: exosome (RNase complex); nucleolus. NCBI's taxonomy places the organism in Eukaryota, Fungi, Ascomycota, Eurotiomycetes, Chaetothyriales, Cyphellophoraceae. The coding region runs from base 1 to 738 and encodes 245 amino acids. The transcript is spliced from 2 exons.
AUGAACACUGCUGGGGUUCAUAGCGCUCUCGAACAGUUGAGCGAGAAUCUCGGUGAUCUUCAGAAGAAUCUGCAGCCGCUACUAACAGGUGCUCUUUCUGAGACUACCAAGAAGUUACCUCUUUUAGACAGGGCGAAGCUCUACAUUACAAUCGUCUAUGCUAUCGAAUCCCUCAUAUUCUCAUACCUCCGUCUCCAUGGUGUCGAAGCCAAAGAUCAUGAUGUUUUCAAAGAACUCAAGCGAGUACAGCAGUAUUUUACGAAGAUCAAAGAAGCAGAAGAACAAGGAUCCAAGCCUGGCAUGAGCCUCAACAAGCAGGCUGCCAAUCGCAUGAUCAAGCAUGCGCUGUCGGGCAAUCAGAAGAUCGAUCUAGAACUCGCCGAGCGGAAAGCCAAAGAGUUGCUAGUCGCAAAGAGAAAGCUCCAGGAGCUAGAGGCGCGCAAGCGUCAGCGAGACCUCCAGCAAGGUCAGAGCGAGGGCCCAGCCACUCCGAAAGCAACAGAGUCGAGUGCCCAGUCGCCUGAGGUUGACGCUUCAUUGGUGGCGAGCGCAAUCGCUCAGGCUAAGGAAGAGGCUGAGUCGAUCGCCAACACUCCCGAAUCCCCUGCCCCGUCAGAAACAUCGUCUAAGGGUACGCAGAAGAGCAAGAGGCGGCGGCAUCAAGAACGGCCUACGGACACUCCUUCCGGCAAGACGAAGAAGCGCAAGCAUGAUACCGACACCGACAAAGAUCAAUAG